AUGAAGACAUAUAAACUAAAUGUCCACAAAAAAGACUUCUUCAAAGGUAUGUCAUGUCAUGUGAUUUGCAAUGAAUUGACGAGAAGUGGUAUUUCAGAGGAUCUGGUGAUCAAUCAGAAGGAUUUCCCGCACCUGAAGGUCGGAGACAUUAUAGAGAUCUACUCUCCGGACGACCAGUUCAGUCGUCUCUUAAUGAGAGUGAAUCCCAAAGCCUUCGACGACUACCCGAGAGAUGGCAAAGAGAAUCAGAAGAUCAGUAUUGAACAGACAAUUGUGUCGACCUUUCAGUUGAGAAUAUAUUGUGAUGUAAUCGUGAAUCAAGUGGAGAAGAAGGACGUGGUCUUGGAUUCGGUGGAACUUUUCUUCAAAGACCAAUACAUCGCCAGAAGCGAUAUGUGGAGACUCAAGAGGUUUAUGACAAAGACAUGCGUUUAUAUGAACCAAAAGAUCGAGUUCUGUAACAUUCGGUGUCAAGUGUUUGAGAUGUGGUCACAGGGAGAGAGAGUGGCCUCCGGUUAUGUCAACAAUCAGACCAAAGUUGUCUAUCGGUCCGCCUCUUCCAUGGUUUACCUCUUCCUUCAGAUGAGUUCCGAGAUGUGGGACUACGAUAUCAACGGAGAUCUCUAUUUCGAGAAAGCCGUCAAUGGAUUCCUCGCUGAUCUGUUCGACAAAUGGAAACGCUUCAAUUGCAGUCAUGACGUGACAAUUGUCAUGUUUUCGCGCACUUAUUUCGACGCCUUCUCUAUCGAAGACUUUCCCGAAUCGAUGCGCGAAUGCCUUCAACAGGACUCUAAGGGCCGCUUCUAUGAGGACUACUAUAGGGUUGCCCUACAAAACGAAAGGGUCGACGACUGGAGUCCAACACUCAUUUUUCUGCGAUACCUUUUUAACCAAUACGAGAGCGAAGCCAUCAAAUAUCACCUCAGAAACGAGAAACAGGGCCUCAAAGUGCCCAAAGCGUACAAUUCUUCCUCAUCUCAGGGAAAUUUUCUCGAAGUUUUAAAUAUGUCUUUAAAUGUGUUUGAAAGACAUCAUUUGGACCGUAGUUUUGACAGAACGGGUCAAUUAUCAGUUGUCAUAUCUCCCGGAGUGGGUGUUUAUGAAGUGGACUUGGAUUUGACUAAUAUUACGAAACAACGAAUUAUUGACAACGGAAUCGGUAGUGAUUUGGUUUGUUUAGGAGAACAGCCCUUACAUGCCGUCCCUUUAUUUAAGUUUAACGCGAAAUCCAAUUUCCCGACGUAUGUUAACAUAAGUGAUGUCCAGUACAAUAUGCCUCAUUGGAUCAAUUUAAGUUUCUAUUCGUCUUCAAAACCCAUCAGUUAUUCAAAUUUUGUUCCGAGAAUUAAAUUACCGAAUGUUGUGCUAAUGAAUAACCAAUCGAUUAAGUCAUCGAAAACCCAAUUAUAUCGCUCUCCCAGUCGUGAAUCGCCCUCUCAUUUAAAGUCGUAUCGAAACAUACCUUUCGUUGAUUACGACGAAUACGAUUCUCAGGUCUUUAAGAUAGCGUCGUCUCCGCCAAACACUGCGCCCCACAAGUUAAGCACCACAUGUCAGCCUUCUGUGCGACGAAACACUGUAUUGACAGCACAAUCGUCACGACCCCAGAGACCUGUUCGUCGCUCGUCAGGCGAACACAUCAAUACUCCUCCCAAUUCUCCCGCAAAGUCCGAGUCUAUGGGAAUUCCAUCAGCUGUUGAUUUUAGACAUUUGAGUGCAAUUCAGGGAAAUUUAGCUCAAAUGUCCACUUCUGUAGAAAACAAAACGUUCAGAGAUUUCAAAAGCAAACCGGAAUCGAAAGAUGAUUUGAUGGUUAGAGGCUAUAGCACUAACUCAGGCAAAGAUAUCUUAAAGUCGAAGGCACUGAUCAAUCCAUUUGAUCCCUCGCACGUCACCAUUAAACUCAACUCCAAUAGAAGACGUUGGACUCAUGUGUUUCCUUUGGGUCCGACGGGUAUUUUCAUGCAACAGCAUCACUACCAGGCUGUACCCCAGAACCAGGCGUGCACUCUAUUACCAUCGGCCGUGUGUACUGACCCAUCCCUUGGUGUGAGCGACUCGAGAGAUGUGAUCGAUUCUCAAAAGUACCGUAAGAUAUCAAUGGCUCAAAUGAAGUCUUUUGAAUAUCCGAGGAAUGCCAACGAAAUGAAGAGCAAUAAGAACCAGAAUAUAACCAAUAUUUCCAAUUUGAGUGAAAGUCAUCGAUCGUCGAGUAAAAUAAACCAAACUCGAAGCACUUCCAUGAGUCAAAACAUGUCGUCAGUUCACUCGGAUAAAAGUCUGUUGUGGGCGUGGGGGGCGACCGGCGAGCAGGAGUGGACCCCUGCCAUCACCACUGGUGUCGACUGGAAGUCAUUAGUAAUGCCCGCCUGUUUGCCCGUCACUACAGACUUUUUGCCCGACAAACGGACUCUACAACAGGAUUACGUCACUUAUAGUUAUAAUUUGUUGCCCGAAGAGCAGAGUUCUGAUCGACUCCAACAG
Messenger RNA from Medioppia subpectinata, 2484 nucleotides. Lineage: Eukaryota; Metazoa; Arthropoda; Arachnida; Sarcoptiformes; Oppiidae. The record is from the annotation of a GenBank genome assembly.